AUGAGUGAUUUAGAAGACGAUUUGUUGGCGUUAGCGGGCGGUGCUUCCGACUCCGACAGCUACUCCCCACAGGCCUCGCCCAAGCGAGUGCACGAAGAUUUGCCGCCUUACCCGCUCGAGGCUAAGUACAAGGACUGGCAAGACAAAGCUGCGAUCGAAGCAAUGGACGAGAUGGAACGCGAGCGGAUCUUGUUCGAGAGAUCCGACGAGAUGGAAAAGUACCAGGAACGUCUCUACCUCCUCGACAGAUCUAGAAAAGCGCAGAAGGUGGCGUCUGAGAGCGACGAGGAAAUGACGGAGAGAACCUCGCGUGCCAAGAAGGUCAAAGACAGCGCGAAAUCCGACAAGAACGCAAAGUUGAACGAGUUGAGAAAGCAGAGAGAGAAAAAAUCCAGACGCGACCAGGCGAGGAACGAUGACGAUUACAGCGGGGAAGAAGAGUCCGAAGACGAGUACGCUGACGGGUUGCAGGACGAUUACGAAGACGAAGAGUACGGGGCCAAGCCAAGAAGAGGUGGAUACGAUGCGGAUAAGGAUGUGGAAUGGGCCGGGAAGAGCUCAUACGCCAGCCGCAACUUGUACAAGGUGGACGCCACGUUGCUGGACGUGAAGAAGAUUGCGGUGACACGGGCGGACUUUGCAAAGUACUGUUUCCACCCGGGCUUCAAAGAGGUGUUCCAGUCGUGCUUUGCGAAAGUCACCGUCGGCUUCAACAAGCACACACGCACGAACGAGUACCGUUUGGUGCAGAUCCACGAGAUCGUGGAAGACUCAUCCAAGCCCGCGUACGAGCUUGAGGGAAACAAGGUGAACAGGUACGUGGUGGCGUCGCAGGGAAAGUCGACAAAGAAGUUUUCCAUGAAGUACUUCUCCGACUCGCCGGUGACAGAGGAGGAUUACGCAAAGUACAUCAGGGAGUUAAACAAGGCGGGCGAGCCACUUCCUAACUUGGGCUUUGUGGACGACAAGUUCAGGCAGUUACGUGAGUUUUCCGCGAAAAAGAUGACGGCCGGCGAGUUUGACCAGAUGAUCUCGUCAAAACAGUCGUUUUCCAAAUCCAAGCAGGCGUUGAUCGCAGAAAAGGCGAUUCUCGUGGACAGACGUGCGGUUGCGUUGGAGGAGAGCGAUGCGGCGCUCGCGAGCGACCUUGCGCGUGAAAUCCAGGAGGUGGAUGCGAAGCUCAAGCAGGUCACCACUAACCACCUGUCACUCAACUCGUUGGACGCUGUGAACGAGCGCAACAGGCGAUUGAACACGUCGCUCAUCAGACGUGCGGAGAUUGCCAACAACGACGUGAAGAGAAAGCAGCAGUCCAACACCAGUGGGGUGACCAGUAAUCCGUUCCACCGGUUGAGAACCAACACAAGGAUUUUCUACCAGGAGGUGGCUGCCGAGGAGAACGAAAAGGCGCAGCAACAGGCCGAGCAACAGGCUGCGGAGAAUGAGGCGAAGAAGCGGUUGGUGGCGAAGCUGAUGGAGGAGAGCCGAUACAGACGGUUGGGGGUGAUAGAGGAGUUGAUCCAGGGCAUUGAUGUUUAG
Messenger RNA from Babjeviella inositovora NRRL Y-12698, 1539 nucleotides. RefSeq names its product Rtf1p (gene RTF1). The record is from RefSeq and is a predicted model, not a curated record. Gene Ontology annotation, cellular component: Cdc73/Paf1 complex. Gene Ontology annotation, molecular function: DNA binding; RNA polymerase II C-terminal domain phosphoserine binding. The transcript has a single exon. Bases 1 to 1539 code for a protein of 512 amino acids. Lineage: Eukaryota; Fungi; Ascomycota; Pichiomycetes; Serinales.